AUGGCAACGACGGCGCGCUUGAUCCUGCUCGCCGUCGCCGUGUCGUUGGUGCUGCAGGUCGCCACCGCCGUGUCGGCGGCGCCAUCGUCGGGACCCCGCGGCGGUGUUACGCUGCGCGUAGAUAGUAGACAGGUGGUGGUGGACAACGGGUUGGUGCAGGUGUCGCUGUCGAGGCCCGGGGGCCACAUCACCGGCGUCCGCUACGGCGGGGAUCGGACGAACCUGCUGCACUCCACCAGGAGCAGAAACACUGGCGGGUACUGGGAUAUGGUGUGGAACAUCCCCGGCUCCGAUCAACGAGGCUUGCUCAAUUCACUGGAUGGCUCGGAGUUCAGGGUGGUAACGCAGAGCGACGACAAGGUGGAGCUGUCGUUCCGGAGCACGUACAGCCCGGGACGUCGGAACGGCGUCCGGCUCAACUUCGACAAGAGGCUGGUGAUGCUCAAGGGCAGCUCCGGGUUCUACAGCUACGCCAUCCUGGAGCACGGCGCGGACACGCCGGCCAUCGACAUCAGCCUGGCCCGGCUCGCCUUCAAGCUCAACACGGACAGGUUCAACUACAUGGCCGUCUCGGACGACGUCCAGCGGUACAUGCCGCGGGCGGCCGACCGGGACGCGCCCCGCAGCUCCCCGCUGGCGUACAAGGAGGCGGUGCUGCUGGUCGACCCGGCGGAGCCGGAGUUCAAGGGGGAGGUGGACGACAAGUACCAGUACACGCUGGACACCAAGGACAACAAGGUGCACGGGUGGGUCAGCACUAGCAGCGGCCAGCCGAGCCACGUCGGCUUCUGGGUCGUCACCCCCAGCAGCGAGUUCAAGAGCGGCGGGCCGCUCAAGCGCGACCUUACCUCGCAUGUCGGCCCGACGUGCCUGAGCGUGUUCCAUGGGUCGCACUACGUCGGGGACGACAUCGUGGCGCGCAUCGGGGACGGCGAGCAGUGGAAGAAGGUCAUGGGUCCCGUGUUCGUCUACCUCAACUCUAACUCGGAGAAGGGAGACCCGCGGGCGCUCUGGGAGGACGCCAAGUCGACGGCCCAGGCCGAGGCUGCCAAGUGGCCCUACAGCUUCCCGGAGUCGCCGGACUUCCACAAGGCCGGGGAGAGAGGCUCCGUCACCGGCCGAUUGCUCGUAAGGGACAGGUACGUGAGCAGGGACAACAUGCCCGCUCGGGCAGCUUACGUUGGCCUGGCCGCGCCCGGGCAGCCUGGCUCGUGGGCGACGGAGAGCAAGGGCUACCAGUUCUGGACGACGGCGUCGAACACUUCGGGCGAGUUCACCAUUGACAACGUCCGGGCAGGGGAGUACAACCUCUACGCGUGGGUUCCUGGGGUUCUCGGCGAUUACAUGAACACCACCCGCGUCACCGUAACACCCGGCGGCGCAAUCAACCUCGGCGAUCUUGUGUACGAGGCUCCGAGAUCAGGGCCGACGCUGUGGGAGAUCGGCGUUCCUGACCGGAGCGCGAAGGAGAUGUUCGUCCCCGACCCCGACCCGAAGUACCUCAACAAGCUCUUCCAGAACAAAGACAGGUACAGGCAGUACGGGCUGUGGGAGAGGUACGCCCAACUGUACCCGACGGACGAUCUCGUCUACACCGUCGGCGAAAGCCACCACUCCAAGGACUGGUACUUCGCACAUGUCACAAGAAAGGUCGGCGACGACAUCGUACCGACGACGAGGCAGAUCCGGUUCCGCCUGGACCGCGUCGUGCCCAGCGGCAGCUACACGUUGCGCGUCGCCCUGGCGGCCGCUCAGGCGGCGAGGCUGCAGGUCCAGGUGAACGGGGCGACGAGGCGUGUGGGCGGGGUCUUCGGGACGCCGGCGUUCGGCGACGGCAACGCGAUCGCGAGGCACGGCGACCACGGCACGCAGUGGAGCUUCGAGUUCCCGAUCAGCGGGAGGCUGCUCCGGCAAGGAGACAACACCAUCCAUAUCACACAGACGAGGGCGAACAGCAUAUUCUUAGGGGUCAUGUACGACUACUUACGGUUCGAAGGGCCUCCCGGUUCUUGA
Messenger RNA from Triticum turgidum subsp. durum (durum wheat), 2013 nucleotides. NCBI's taxonomy places the organism in Eukaryota, Viridiplantae, Streptophyta, Magnoliopsida, Poales, Poaceae. The record is from the annotation of a GenBank genome assembly.